AGCAAGACCGGGUGAGACCCGCCGGCUGCUAAGAAGCGAUUCGUCCACGUGGAACAGCUGGAGUGACAGGCAGCCCUUUGCUGGGCGCAGUGACAAUGGCAGUGUUUCACGACGAGGUGGAGAUAGAGGACUUCCAGUAUGACGAGGACACGGAGUCGUAUUUCUACCCCUGCCCGUGUGGGGAUAACUUUUGCAUCACCAAGGAAGAUCUGGAGAAUGGAGAAGACGUGGCGACCUGUCCUAGCUGCUCUCUCAUUAUAAAAGUGAUUUAUGACAAAGAUCAGUUCAUGUGUGGAGAAACAGUCCCAGCCCCUUCUAGCAACAAAGAAUUAGUUAAAUGCUAAAGAAGACUUCAGCAGGCCAGAUCAUAAACAUCUGGAAAUGUGCCAGGCUGGAAACAUCAGAAACAGUCUCCCUGGGACGUUUUCGUGGGGGCAACCACUUUGCCGUUUGCUGUUCGCCUGGAGUGCGGACCCUUCCCAUCUGCUGCUGGAUCCAUUUCAAUGAAAGAAGCAAGUCUGUGA
This is a messenger RNA of Erinaceus europaeus (western European hedgehog), 524 nucleotides long. RefSeq names its product diphthamide biosynthesis 3 (gene DPH3). Lineage: Eukaryota; Metazoa; Chordata; Mammalia; Eulipotyphla; Erinaceidae. Bases 96 to 344 code for a protein of 82 amino acids. The transcript has 3 exons. The record is from RefSeq and is a predicted model, not a curated record. Gene Ontology annotation, molecular function: metal ion binding. Gene Ontology annotation, biological process: protein histidyl modification to diphthamide.